This is a messenger RNA of Penicillium arizonense, 1020 nucleotides long. RefSeq lists its product as uncharacterized. Bases 1 to 1020 code for a protein of 339 amino acids. The record is from RefSeq and is a predicted model, not a curated record. The transcript has 2 exons. Lineage: Eukaryota; Fungi; Ascomycota; Eurotiomycetes; Eurotiales; Aspergillaceae.
AUGUUUCGGCCACAGAUCAGGCAGAUUGCUCUGCAAUGUGAACGUGCGAGAUUUGGUCUCUCCGCGCCUGCUCGUUCGUUCUCCUGUUCCCGUACAGUGGCUGCUGCAGAUCAAAACCAACCGUCCGGCCAAAAGCCCAACACCCGUCCUCCAUCAGAGGCACGCCCCCGCCAGCCUCGCAAACCCAAUGGCCCUCCGGCUCGUCCCAACCAGAACCAACCUCGCCCUGCUCGAGUGGUUGACGCAAGAUCAUUUGCUGCGACAAAAGCUAGCGGUGGAGAGCAACCCAAGAUCAUUCGCAGCCCGAGAUUGCGCACCGCUCGCGGCGGCAACCAAGGCCAAAAUCGCAAAUCCAAACCCUCCGCUAAGGGCAAGGGUCCACGAAAGGACCAGCGCCGAAACGCAACUUCAUUUGAAAACGCCGAGGGCGAAGAGGCCGAAGCGGCGGCUAUUGAGGCCGUUGAGCAAGAGCAAAUCUUGAAAGACCGGCCCGUUCCUAUUCGCUAUGAGCCUCAGGAAAUCACCUACUCUACAUUGAGAGAGACUUGGCCUUCGAUUCCCACAGAUGCGAACUCGCGCUCCGCUGCCGUUUACGAGAAGCUUGUCAGCCUAAGCGGUCGCUUUGCCAAUGGCUACGUCCCGCCUCAUGAGCUUGGAAGACGCCUCUGGAAGGGUCAAAGCGUUCUUUUCAGCAGUGAGGCCGAGAAGUCUGAGGCUUUGGAGGAGACUAAGCGGUUGGCCCAGCUUCGUGCAGACCAGAUUUCGCAGCGCAAGGGUGACCUUGUGCAGCCUCGCACUGUUGAAUUCAACCCCAUCAAUGCGGAGAGCACCAAAACUCUCAUGGAGACGCUCGCGCAGGGCAAAUAUCCAACGGCCGAGGCCAAGAAGGAGGGGCCAGCCGUAUUGGGCGAGGUGACAAGAAAUCUCAUGAACAAUGGGACAUACCAAACAACUGGGAAAACCUCCCAAUUCAUGACCAAGCUCGAAUCACUUGUCUCUGGCAGCACCAAGCGUGCCUGA